This is a messenger RNA of Symbiodinium natans, 600 nucleotides long. NCBI's taxonomy places the organism in Eukaryota, Dinophyceae, Suessiales, Symbiodiniaceae. The record is from the annotation of a GenBank genome assembly.
AUGUACACGGUCAGAAUGGUGCAAUACUUCCUGGAUGCCGCAUGUGGAGACUUUGACCAGAAGCGAUACAAUUUUCUGUAUUUGCCGCGUCGUGGACACUCUCAUGCCGGCCUUGCCAUAGUCAACUUCAUCGACUCGCACAGCUGUGCGGUGUGCAAAUCCCGCCUUCGCGUGCUGCAAAGCGCGAUGAGUUGCAUCAAAUCUGUUGGCUUCUCCUACAUCCAGGGCUUUGUGCCGAACCUGGCAUACUAUGCAGCGCUUGUGAGCGAAGAUGCCCGUGAUGCCAGCCACGUGCUUGUGCUGGAGAACGGACAGCCUGCGGACAUCAACAGGAUGAUCCGGCUGUAUGUCACCCCGGCAAUGAUGCAGUGGGCGAUGCGGCGGCUUGCAUGUGUUCUUCCAUGUGUGGUUUCUUUCUCUGGAUCAGCCUUCUUUUGCCAAGUCCCAAACCUAACAAACGCCGUAGCUGAACCAAAGCAUCUGAGGCAGGCUGAGGCGGGUGGGGUUCAGAGCAGGGCGCUUCGAGAGGGCUUGCAGGUUGCCCAGCAUGUGGAAUAUGUUGGUUAUGAGGGUUUGCGGGUCAAGGUGAUGAUUCGGUGA